Messenger RNA from Tremella mesenterica DSM 1558, 1995 nucleotides. RefSeq lists its product as uncharacterized. The record is from RefSeq and is a predicted model, not a curated record. The coding region runs from base 1 to 1995 and encodes 664 amino acids. The transcript has 12 exons. Lineage: Eukaryota; Fungi; Basidiomycota; Tremellomycetes; Tremellales; Tremellaceae.
AUGUCAACGACCGCCAUAGACCGAGAAGCUCCGGCUGCUUUAGUCGCAGACACUGAUUGUUUCGUGAGAAAUCUUUCGUCUUUGGUAGACUCUGCUGACGAAGAUCAGUUUCAUGUCGAUGGUGUCUCAUACUUCUCACCAACUGAGCAACCCAUCAUCACCAUCGACAUCGAUAACGCACCCUCACCCCAUCAGAAGUUUGCCUUGUCCGUCAUUCGUAUCCCGACUGCCGGAACCGACAACGCCUCGCAACUCCGUCAACUUAUAGAAAGUCAUUUGGAGGUUGACGAUGUUUUCAGCGUGGGAUUCAUGAAAACCGUCCUCCUCGUCCCGUCAUCUGACAGUUCAAAACCCUACACCCUUGAUCCUUCAAUUACUGAAAUGCUGUCGACAAUAUUCAACACGACUACCCUGUACCUUCAUCAUUUUAUCAGUCCUCCAGCCUCGCAAACGCCUGGUAUCGUGAUGCGAUCUCUCCUCAUACCUAUGCAAUUUCAUUCAGGACCUUACUUGGGACAAAUCGACUCGGGAAGUUUAGAUGUCUUUCCUGUCUUCCGCCUAUAUCCUGAUGCGUACAGGACCUUCGUCGUCGGCGUUUAUCCCGUGACCAAUAGCACGAGCUACAAGACAUUACGACGAUUGGAUGAGAACGGAGACCUCCUCAUCCCUGUCCCAUCCAGGCUUGACACCAAAGCUUCGGCCCAAUCGUCACUACAGAUGGCCGGGCAGAGAGUAGCCGUGAAGGACAUCUACGAUCUAGAGGGCGUUCAUACAACUGCAGGAAAUCGAGCCUUUGGAAAGAUAUAUGGUACCGCUCGUGAUACCGCUCCAGUCAUCCGAAAGCUGGAGGACCUGGGAGCUGUUGUCGUUGGCAAAGUCAAGACUGCGAUGUUUGCAACCGGUGGCUCUACGAAUGAUGUCACCGUCAUUGAGCAAUAUCCAUUCUCCCCCCGAUCAGAUCUACAUCAAUCCGGCGGAGCUUCGUCAUCUGGGUCAGCCUGUGCAGUGGGUGCAUACGAGUGGUUGGACGCCGCCGUCGGCUCGGAUACUGGAGGUUCGGUGAGACUUCCAGCGGCUCUGUUAGGGCUUUACGGCAAUCGACCGUCUACAGGCGCACUCAGCCUAGACAAGGUGACCGCUCUAAGUUCCUACUCGGACACUGCGGGACUGUUCUCUCGACUACCAACACAGUUCACGUCAAACUUGCGCGCUUGGCUUCAUAAUUCUCCAUUGAACUUCCAGACCUAUAAAUCCCUGCCAAAGAAAAUCUAUUAUCCAACCGAUUAUCUCCCUCACGGUAGCCCCGAGGCUCGCAUGAUAGUCGAAGACUUCUUGACCCGUAUGGAGACAGUCCUAGGCAUGGAGCGCGUACCUCUCGACUUCGCUACUGAAGCAGCGAAGGUAGGUUACGACCAGCAGGGGUUCGGGGAUCUGCGGAAGGCAUAUCUGACGGUGUCUCGAUGGUGGCAGUGGAACCAUGUCGGAAAGCAAUUCGUAGAGAAGUAUGGAGAAUUGAACGGGGGGAGAUAUCCACCUCUUGAUCCCAAGAGUCGCGAUGCCUGGGUAUUGGGACGUACUCUCACGCUGGAAGACUACGAAGGUGCCGUCAAGCAAUUGAGGGAGUUCGCUCGAUGGUUCAGCGAGGGGAUCCUGGGAAAAGACGAUGAAAGCGGAUCUAGAGGAAUCUUCGUGUAUGACAUUGGUACUGGUGGUUUACCUAACUACCGAGAAGCAACGUUGAACGAUGGAGUCAACGCCAUCACUCCCCUCCUCUCGCCCGGUUCAAUUGCGUCCUCGGCGGGAUGUCCAGAUAUCACCUUACCUAUCGGUCAAGCAAGGUUCACGAGUGUCAUAUCCGGCAAAGAAGAAAUGAAGCCAGUGACCAUCAAUCUAGUAGCCCCCCCUGGUACAGACCUCAUGUUACUCGAUGUGAUAGAUCGGCUCGCGCAAGAAGGUUUGUUGCGUGAGGUCAAAACUGGUCGGACGGCUUUUUAA